Messenger RNA from Westerdykella ornata, 880 nucleotides. RefSeq names its product mitochondrial FAD-linked sulfhydryl oxidase-like protein ERV1. Gene Ontology annotation, molecular function: flavin adenine dinucleotide binding; flavin-dependent sulfhydryl oxidase activity. The coding region runs from base 38 to 601 and encodes 187 amino acids. The record is from RefSeq and is a predicted model, not a curated record. Lineage: Eukaryota; Fungi; Ascomycota; Dothideomycetes; Pleosporales; Sporormiaceae. The transcript has 2 exons. Gene Ontology annotation, cellular component: mitochondrion.
GUCUCCAAACCGCAGCACUCAGGAUGAUCCACAUAAGAUGGCGACAGGAACGAUAGAAACGAAGGCAGACGUACCGCCAGAGGAGAAGAAGCCGGCGAAACUCCCACCGGGCGUCGUACUAGGUCCGGACGGCAAGCCCUGUCGUUCGUGCUCGUCCGGCGCCGCAUUCAAAGCCUGGUCGUCCUUGAUGAAAGGAGGUGUCGCAACAACCGCACCGGCUGCCGCGCAGGCCGUUGCGUCUACACCAUCGGAUUGCCCGCCGGAUGUCGAGGAGCUUGGCCGUGCGUCCUGGACCCUUCUGCACUCCAUAACCGCCACGUAUCCUGAGAAACCUUCGCCGCAGCUGCAAUCCGAGACCAAAACAUUCAUGGGAAUAUUCGCAAAGCUAUACCCCUGCUGGUACUGCGCAAAGGACUUCCAGCAGUGGAUGCAGGACGAGCGGAAUGCGCCGCGCGUGAGCAGUCGAGACGAGUUUGGGAGGUGGAUGUGUGAAGCCCACAACCACGUCAACGUCAGGCUGGGGAAGAAGGAGUUUGACUGUACCCUUUGGGAGGAGCGGUGGCGGACCGGCUGGAAGGAUGGACGGUGCGACCGAGCCUAGGAGGAAUACCACUGCGACGGUGCCGGAGGGCUGUAUGAAUACCGUGUAUAGCGAAUGGGGUACAAGCACAGAGCGAGCAUUAGACUUGGGCGUUAUAAUGCAGCAUAUAGAGCGGCGUUAGGAAUACCACUCCCAGUUUUUCGAGCCAAAACAUCUGAAUGUGGCCUCAGGAGCCAGGGUCAAGAGUUAUGUGUCUAGUUGACGGAACGAAAAACAAGUCUGCAAUGAAGGCGGAUUGUCUAUCAACUAGGAGAUGGUAUUGUAACUAUUCCUGUUGCC